Suncus etruscus (white-toothed pygmy shrew) is the source of this 3192-nucleotide messenger RNA. It is a transcript of the gene SRSF12, whose product is annotated as serine and arginine rich splicing factor 12. The transcript is spliced from 4 exons. Lineage: Eukaryota; Metazoa; Chordata; Mammalia; Eulipotyphla; Soricidae. Bases 831 to 1331 code for a protein of 166 amino acids. The record is from RefSeq and is a predicted model, not a curated record. Gene Ontology annotation, molecular function: RNA binding.
UUUAGAUAAUGAACCUUCUUGGGAAAAUUUUAGCUGGCUAUUUAUGGGCAAACUUUUAAUAUAGCUAUUCCUAUUUCUUUGCCUUAUUUCUAAACUACUUCAGGCCUGAGGACUUGCGCCGUGAGUUUGGUCGAUAUGGCCCUAUAGUAGACGUUUACAUUCCACUUGACUUCUACACCCGUCGCCCAAGAGGAUUUGCUUAUGUUCAAUAUCCUUUAUUUAUUUAUUUAUUUAUUGUACAUGAGACUGGGCUCUAUGCUUGCAUGUAUAUAUACUUGCAUUCAGGAACAUAAAUUAUAAGACUAAUAUUGUCUAAUCCAAUGUGUUUAUUUCUUUAUCUCAGAAAAGCUAAAGCAGUCCACAGUAGCUGGCAAGCGCCCCUCAGUUUGAACCAACCUGUUAGCUAGAAUCCAAGCCUAAACCGAGCAGGCGAGACAAAAGGCACCUUAAAGGCCAAGCAAGCUUCAAGGAGUAAAGAGGGAGGGUGGACACAGAUAUAAAGACCUGGAAGAGGGGAAGUCUUUACCAAGCAAAAGACAAAGCCAGCAUCAGGUUGAGACUUCGGCUUUCCUACAUUUACUCAGAGAUCCAGAGUCAAAGCCAAGUCUGAUUUUGUUUGUUCUACGCCACUUAUAAAGUCCAUCUUGCAAGCAUUAAAGAGUAAAGGUCAAGGUUCAAGAUCAAGUGACACUGAGUGUCCUUAACAGCUAGUCAUAUUCGAAGAUGUCCGAGAUGCUGAAGAUGCUCUUUAUAACCUUAACAGAAAGUGGGUAUGUGGCCGGCAGAUUGAAAUACAGUUUGCACAAGGGGACCGCAAAACACCAGGUCAAAUGAAAUCAAAAGAGCGUCAUCCUUGUUCUCCAAGUGAUCAUCGAAGAUCAAGGAGUCCCAGCCAGAGGAGAACUCGAAGUAGAAGUUCUUCAUGGGGAAGAAAUAGGAGGAGGUCUGAUAGCCUUAAAGAGUCUCGGCACAGAAGAUUUUCUUACAGCCAGUCUAAGUCUCGCUCCAAAUCGCUCCCAAGGCGGUCUACCUCAGCAAGGCAGUCAAGAACUCCAAGAAGAAAUUCUGGUUCUAGAGGACGGUCAAGGUCCAAGUCCUUACAAAAAAGGUCCAAGUCAAUAGGAAAAUCACAGUCAAGUUCACCUCAAAAGCAGACUAGCUCAGGAACAAAAUCAAGAUCCCAUGGAAGACAUUCUGACUCCAUAGCAAGAUCCCCAUGUAAAUCUCCCAAAGGGUAUACCAAUUCUGAAACUAAAGCACAAACAGCAAAACACUCGCAUUUUCGAUCACAUUACAGAUCUCGGAGUUACCGUCACAAAAACAGUUGGUAAACAACAAAAGCAGAGCAUUACAUAGUCUUUAAUAUAAGUUAUUAAACUUCUCAUUAUGUUAAAUAAAAAUUCUUCAAGGCUUACAGGAAAUGUGGUUGAUAUUAGUUACUUUGGGCAUGUGCAAGAAAUAAUUACGUCUUUAGCUUUGGAUUAAUAAAUAUGUAGUCUGAAGGGCCCGCAACACAAACUACGAGAUGUUUAAAUGUCACCAUUUUAUGGACCAUUUUUUGUUUACAUUGUGACAGAGGGCAUUUUUCAAAGGAAACCAGUAAAAUCAAUCUUGAAUCCUGAAUUUGUGGAUGUUAAGUAUUAGUCAUUUUAAUACUUUUUGCAAACAUUUUUUACUUUAAAGCACUUUACUUUCUAUAAAAAGUAAUUAUGAUUGUAUUAUUGCUAGGAUCGAUUCAAACUUUUGACAUUUUUGUGUCUUGUGCUUAAACUUGAGCAAAUUUUGACCAGCAUUACGUCAUAUUCUGAAGUUCUAAAAUUUCCAAAAGAAUUUUUAUAUAGAGAUUGAGCAUCCAAAAGACACAAUCUGAGAAGGGACAGUAUAGUAGGAAGGGUGCUUGCCUUACAUAUGGCUGAUUGGGUUUAUCCCAAGCACCCCAUAUGGCCCACUGAAUCCCACUAAGAGUGAUCUUGAGCAUCACCAGGUGUGGCCCCAAAACCAAAAUAAUAAAUGAAAUACAAUCUAGGGUUGGAGAGCUGGGUCAAAUAGUAAAGUACAUGCCUAGCCUAGGCAAAGCCCUGACUCUUAAGCCAGCACCACAUGGCCCCUGAGCACCACAACUAGGUGUGGCUCUGGUGAUUCCUGUAGCACUGUUGAGAAUGGCUCCUGUAUAUAAAAGGUAAAGUUAAGCCCUACCCGAGCUCAGAAGUUUUGCUUUUAUUCAGUAGAAUAACCUAGAGAGAUUUAAAUUCUGUACCAUACUCACUUCAGAAAGAUCAAAAUAGUUAGAAAUUAUGACAUUUGAAACUUCUCAAAAAAGUGUAUGACACUCAGUCCAAAAAUUCAUAUUAAGCCUUACAUAUUUGAACAGUCGUACAUCUUUUAUAUGUAAUUCAUUUUAUACUAUUAUUUCUACAUAUGUACUCUUUAUCUUCAGCUUAAUUUUUUUCUUUCUGGGACUAGCUCAAGACUUUAAAUUGUAUAAAUAAGUUUGUUACUUUUGAAAGUAUUUAGUACCUCGUAUUAAAUGUGAAGCUGCAUCCUCAAAAUUAACUUUGCAGUGUUCAGAUUUACAUUACAAGGCCCUUUUGUUUUUUUUUUUUUAUCAAAAUAACUUGGUAUUUAUUGCUUUUGUAGUUAUUACUAAAAAUUUCUUUAGAAACAUGUUUGUAGUUUGUUUUUAGAGGAUUUUUGGUAGUAUUUGUGAUAAAAAUGGUUUUACAUGGUUAGGGGAUAUAUUUAUAAAAUUCUACUUGUUGAGUAUCUUGUUGAAUUAUAUUGAAAAUUAAACAUUCUCAGCCCAUAUAAUUAAUAUUUGUAUCUAGAGUACUUAAGAAAAAUAUCCUAUUUUUAGCAUAGAGGACCCAGUAUUGUUACUAUUUGUUUUGAAUAUAAAUUUCUUUUUUUUCCCCUCAUCUUAGAGUAUGUGUAAGAAACAACCUUAAAAAUAAUUUAUAUGCUGAUAUUUAGACAAGUACCAUAAAUUCAUGUAUACUGUACUUUCUAAAUAGAUUUUCUCUAUUUAGUCAUAGAAAAGUUACUUCAAAACUAUAAUUUUUUGAGUGUUCAACUGUAAUAAAAUUAGUUAUAACAUUUGUGGCACUCUUGAAAAUUUAAAGGCUAGUCCAAAGAAAGAGUAAGACAAAUAGUAACUUUUUAUAUUUUCUAAAUAAAAGAAUUUACAUUCACACA